Molecule: messenger RNA, 3039 nt
Organism: Eucalyptus grandis
Lineage: Eukaryota; Viridiplantae; Streptophyta; Magnoliopsida; Myrtales; Myrtaceae
Product: disease resistance protein At4g27190-like
Exons: 2
Coding region: 238-3039 (933 amino acids)
Molecular function (GO): ADP binding
Source: RefSeq, a predicted model, not a curated record
CACGAAGGCCGAGGCCGAGAUCCAGGUCAUUAGGGACUCGCUGAAAGCUGCAUCAGAUUCAGGGCAUUGGACGACAUUUGCUCCAUCGAUACUGCUUUGGGAAAUGUCACUGCUCCGACUCCGGCCAGGAGAGACGGCAAAGACGCCGACCAGUCGACCACCGCCACGGCCUCCGUUUAUUCUGCCUCGACGUCGAUUAAGCUGAGGAACGAUGAGGUCUUCGAAUCCAGAGCUUUGAUGAUACGGAACAUCAUGGGCGCUCUUGCCGACAACAGCAAUAGUGUGGUCGGGGUUUAUGGUAUGGGCGGGAUCGGCAAGUCCACUCUUUUAGAGGAUGUUGAAAGGAAAAUAAGAGAAGAGGAGUCGUUUGAUUGGGUCGCUAAGGCAGACGUGUCGGAAAAUCCAGACAUCAAGACGAUUCAAGGAGAGAUUGCGGACGCCUUGGGCCUUACUGAUAUAAAGAACAAAGAGAUUAUCAGCGGGCGAGCGAAACUUCUGCACGGGAGGUUGAAAGACGAGGAGAGGGAGAAAAAGAAGGUCCUCAUAAUACUGGACAACCUGUGGGAGGGGCUUGAGUUAAAAAAAGUUGGUAUUCCUUGCGGAUACGACAACAAAGUCAUGGGUUGCAAGUUGUUGUUGACCUCAAGACAUCGUGAUGUUUUACGAAGGGAUAUGGGCUGCGAUAAGGACUUUUCCCUUGGUGGGCUGAAGGAUGAAGAGGCAAAAAGAUUGUUUGAGAAGACUGUGGGAGACAAAGUUCAUGAUGACGAGCUCAAAUCCUGGGUGAAUGUAGCACUCGACAAAUGUGCAGGUGUGCCUUUCCUAAUUGAUGCAAUGGCGAAACGCUUUAAAGAUGCUGAAUUAUAUGAAUGGAGGAAUACUUUGAAAAAUUUCGAGGAGUUUAAAGAUAAAGAAACCAAAUAUUUGAUAAAUCAUAUGUUGCAAUGGAGUUAUGAUAAAUUGGAAGAGGAUGUGAAGUCAUUGUUACGACUUUGUGUUGUUUAUAGUAUCUCCAAGCCUUCUCUUGAAAAUUUGGUGAGGUAUGGUUUUGGUUUGGGGUUAUUUGGAGAAGUUAGUAGCAUGGAAGAAGCUAGAGAUAGGUUGCGCUUGCAAAUCCGUACUCUUCAAGCCUCCUCCCUUUUGUUAGAUAGUGAAGAUGUUGAUGGUUUCAAAAUACAUGACUUGGUUUGUGAGUUUGUUACCUUGGUCGUCUCAAGAGAUCACCCUCUUCUUGUGUUGAAAGAUAAAGAUAAGUCGAUACUAGAGUUGUUGAAGGACAAGCUCAAUAGUUGUAGGGCAGUAUGCUUUCCGUACGUUGACAUGGAGGAGCUUCCUCAAGAGUUAGAUUGCCCUGAAUUGCAAAUCUUUUUGUUUUUCACAAACAAGAAAUCUCUUAAGGUCCCAUAUUCAUUAUUUCACUCUAUGAGGAAACUCAUGGUCUUAAAUCUUACUAGGAUACGUCUCACUUGCUCCCCUUCGUCGCCAUUUCAAUUCUUGGAGAAUUUACACACUCUAUGUCUUGAUAGUUGUUCAUUAGAUAAUGUAGCCAUUCUUGGCGAGCUAAAAAGGCUACAAAUUCUCAGUUUUGUGAAUUCAAAUAUUCAUCGAUUGCCAAAAGAAAUUGGGCAACUAGUAGAGCUAAGGUUGUUAGAGUUAAACCAUUGUCCACAACUUGAGAUAAUUGAACCGGGUAUACUUCAAAGCUUGAUCAAGUUGGAGGAGCUUUACAUGAAGGGUAGCUUUAAUCAAUGGAAUACCAUGGACCAAACUCCACCAACUAAUGCCAGUCUGAUUGAGUUGAAUCACAUGAAGAAUCUCCGCACUCUGCAUGUGUCCAUUCCUAAUUCGAGUGUGCUUCCAGAGGAUCUAAACAUCGAGAAAUUAACUAAGUAUGAAAUUAAAAUAGGUAAUGUGUGGGGUUGGUUGAGCAAGCUCAAAGGAUUGAGGACAUUGGAGAUCAAGUCAGAUCCACUAGGUAAUAUCCUUCAGAAAGGAUGCAUUCAAAGUAUUUUGGGCAAAACUGACAAUUUGCUUUUGGAGCAGUUGGAUGCAAGUGAGCAAAGUAUUUGCAUGUUAUCCCAAAAAGGUUUUCCAGAAUUAAAGCAUCUACAGGUCGAGAAUAGUCCCUUUAUCCAUUACAUCCUCCAAUCGCUAUCCCAUAUACAUUUUAAGAUGUUGGAAUCGUUAAUUCUCAAGAAUCUCAUCAACUUGGAGAUGAUAUGCGGUAGCCACAUCUCCUCCAAGUCCUUUAGUACAUUAAAAGUAGUAAAAGUCAAAAGUUGUGACAAAAUGGAAGUAUUGUUUCCUCUUUCAGUGAUGAGAGGACUUCCACGAUUAGAAGAGAUCCAAGUGGUGAGUUGCAAGUUAAUGCGCACGAUUAUAGAAGCUGAUGAUUGUCACAAAUUUGAGUUGUGUAAUUUGCAUGUAUUGAAAUUGCAUGACUUGCCAAAUAUCAAGAACUUUUUCAACGUUGGGUCAACUCUUUUGAGUAGUACUUCAUACGACCAAGUUAGCACUCAAAUUGCAUUCUUCAAUGGGCAACAUGUUGCAUUUCCUAGCUUGGAGGCAUUAAAUAUCGCUAGCUUGGAUAACAUCGAGAUGAUAUGGGACAAUCAAGUUGCCGCAGAUUCUUUCCAUAAUCUUAAAUCCCUUUAUGUGGAUGGAUGCAAUAAGCUAGUGAACCUUGUUCCUUCUUGCAUUCUAGGACGACUCUUGAGCCUAGAAAUUUUGAUGGCAAGAAGGUGUGGCUCGCUUGAAGUUGUUUGCGAACUUCAGCCACUGAAUCUUUUAGAUGGACAUCCUAUUGCUCUUCCAUUAAAAAAACUUACGGUAUCAGAAUUACCAAAGCUAAAGUGUGUAUGGGAUAAGAAACUCCACCAUCAACUUAAAUUUCAAUGUCUACGUUCUAUUAGCAUUUCUAGAUGCAAGAGCCUUUCUUCUCUGUUUCCAACCUCAAUAGCCAAAGAUCUCAUGCAGCUUGAGGUGUUGAAGAUCGAUCAAUGUGGCAUUGCAAAAUCAUCGAAAAGGAAGAUGGACUAG